CCCCCGCGCCGGACAGGCCCCGGGCUUUCGCCCUCCCGAGACGCUCUCCUCUGCCCGGUCACCCGCGUCCCUGCGAUCGCCCCCAGCUGGCGGGGCGCGCGGAGCCCGGGGGAGCUGGGCCACCGCGGCGCGAGUUAAUAAACAGUUAAGUUUGGAAGACUCAGCAGACACGUUGAGGGGGAGUUACCCAGCUCAGGCAGCAAAAACAUCCCGGCACAUUCCUGGGGAGUCCUCAGCUGCCAGCAUCUGAUUAGAACCAUAUCUCUGGCCGGGAGUGGCCGCGCGGCUCGAGCUCGGCCGGCGGCUAUUUAAGCGGGGCCCGCCGUGCCGGCUGCGCGGCCCCUGCAGGCUCCGGGCGCCGGGAAGUCAUGCUCGCGUCGCCGAGGCGCUGCUAGCCGGUGUCUGGGGUAGGUUAUGUUUAUUUGAGACUUCUCCAUUGGGAAUCGCCUUUGUCUCUAAGUGUCAGCUGGUGCUGGGAUUUGCUGCCUGCCUUCUUGCCAUGUCUAACGAAGUAGAAACAAGUGCAACCAAUGGUCAGCCUGACCAACAGGCCGCACCAAAGGCACCAUCGAAGAAGGAAAAGAAGAAAGGCUCUGAAAAGACAGAUGAAUAUCUUUUGGCUAGGUUCAAAGGCGAUGGCGUAAAAUACAAGGCCAAACUAAUUGGCAUUGAUGAUGUGCCAGUAAUAGAACAUGAGCAUCCAGUAAAUAAGAUUUCUUUCAUUGCCCGUGAUGUGACGGACAACCGGGCAUUUGGCUACGUGUGUGGAGGAGAAGGCCAGCAUCAGUUUUUUGCCAUAAAAACAGGGCAGCAGGCUGAGCCCUUAGUUGUUGAUCUUAAAGACCUUUUCCAAGUUAUCUAUAAUGUAAAGAAAAAGGAAGAAGAAAAGAAAAAGAUGGAAGAAGCCAACAAAGUAGAGAAUGGGAGUGAGCCUCUAAUGAUUCUUGAUGACCAAGCUAACAAACUGAAGUUGGGUGUUGACCAGAUGGAUUUGUUUGGGGACAUGUCUACACCUCCUGACCUAAAUAGUCCAAAAGAAAGCAAAGAUAUCCUGUUAGUGGAUCUAAACUCUGAAAUCGUCACCAAUCAGAAUUCUUUAAGAGAAAAUCCGUUCUUAACAAAUGGCACCACUUCCUGCUCUCUUCCUCGACCAAAGCCUCAGGCAUCUUUCUUGCCUGAAAACACCUUUUCUGCCAAUCUCAACUUCUUUCCCACCCCUAAUCCUGAUCCUUUCCGUGACGAUCCUUUCGCACAGCCAGACCAAUCGACACCCUCUUCGUUUGAUUCUCUCAAAUCUCCAGAUCAGAAGAAAGAGAAUUUGAGCAGCUUAUCUGCUUCCUUGAGUAAUGGGCCCCAGAAUGGUGAUGCUGAUUAUUUUGGUCAGCAAUUUGACCAGAUCUCUAACCGGACUGGCAAACAGGAAGCGCAGGCAGGCCCGUGGCCCUUUUCGAGUACGCAAACCCAGCCAGCAGUGAGAACUCAAAACGGGGUAUCUGAAAGAGAACAGAACGGCUUCCAUGUCAAAUCCUCCCCGAACCCUUUUGUGGGAAGCCCUCCCAAAGGACUGUCUGUACCGAAUGGCGUAAAGCAGGACUUGGAAAGCUCUGUCCAGUCCUCACCACAUGACUCCAUAGCCAUUAUCCCACCUCCACAAACUACCAAACCGGGAAGAGGCAGAAGGACUGCUAAGUCUCCAGCCAAUGACUUGCUUGCAUCAGACAUCUUCACUCCUCCCGUCUCAGAACCUCCAGUCCAGAUGUCACCCACAGGACAGUCUGCAACCAUGCAGACCAACCCUCUGGAUCUCUUCAAAACCAGUGCUCCUGCCCCCGUGGGGCCCCUUGCAGGCCUAGGUGGUGGCCCAGCCACACUCCCUCAGGCAGGACCUUGGAGCCCUACACCUCUGGUCUUCAAUCAGUCCACUGCUGUGGUCCCCGGAGCCAUGAUGGGUGCUCAAUCUUCAGGUUUCGGUCAGCCUAUCAUUUUUGGUACAAGCCCAACUGUUCCAGGUUGGAACCAGCCUUCAUCCUUUGCAGCCGCAACUUCCCCUCCUGCACCUGCCAUUUGGGGCCCUUCUGCAUCUGUGGCACCCAAUACUUGGCCGUCAACAAGCCCUCUGGGGAAUCCUUUUCAGAGCAAUAUUUUUCCAUCUCCUGCUAUGUCCACUCAGCCCCCUUCUACGCUGUCCUCUCUUCUGGUCACCCCUCCUCAGCCGCCUCCCAGAACUGGCCCUCCCAAGGACAUCUCCAGUGAUGCCUUCACUGCCUUGGACCCACUUGGGGAUAAAGAUGUCAAGGAAGUGAAAGAAAUGUUUAAGGACUUCCAACUGCGGCAGCCACCUGUUGUGCCUGCGCGGAAGGGAGACCAGACUCCCUCUGGGACUUCAAGUGCCUUCUCCACUUAUUUCAACAACAAAGUUGGCAUUCCUCAGGAGAAUGCAGACCAUGAUGACUUGGAUGCUAACCAACUGUUGAAUAAAAUCAAUGAAUCACUAAAGCCAGCUCCCAGACAAGGUGCCCUGCCAGUUACCAAAUCUGUUGACAAUGCAUUUGAGAACCCUUUCUCUAAAGAUUCUUUCAGUUCAUCACAAGCCCCUAUGGCUUCUCAAUCUACAUCUCCUGAUAUGUAUAGGGAUCCUUUUGGAAAUCCUUUUGCCUAACAUCUGGUCUUGGUAUGCUGACUAUCCAGAGGAACAAAAAGGUUGGCCUUAGUAGUAAAGGACAAAGCUAAUAGCCAAACAUGUCCUGAUGGCUGCCCUUGUCCGGCUUUGGCAUAUUAUGUGUUGCCUUAUUUCUUGCCUCCUCCACUUGUAAAAUGCCUUUUACUUUAUGUCUAGGCUAAAGCUAAACUGAAUCUAUGGUUUUAAAUAAAUUAAAAUCCUAAACUCACUA
This is a messenger RNA of Otolemur garnettii (small-eared galago), 2891 nucleotides long. RefSeq names its product DAB2, clathrin adaptor protein (gene DAB2). The record is from RefSeq and is a predicted model, not a curated record. The coding region runs from base 500 to 2659 and encodes 719 amino acids. Gene Ontology annotation, cellular component: plasma membrane. Lineage: Eukaryota; Metazoa; Chordata; Mammalia; Primates; Galagidae. The transcript is spliced from 14 exons. Gene Ontology annotation, biological process: positive regulation of endocytosis; receptor-mediated endocytosis; negative regulation of canonical Wnt signaling pathway.